AUGCGUAUGGAUGACCUCGUCAUCCCUGCGAAGAAUGGGGAGCACAGAAACAUUCCAAAGGCGAAGUUCAUAGAAAAAGUGGAGACAUUUGUCGGGGCCUGCAACCCGGUAUCUGUGGAGUAUCUCUUCAAAGAACUUCUACAGUACAGCUGCAAUCUUCUCACUCUCCGCAUGAUAUUUGCCCUUAGCAAAGAUGGUUACGGGAAAUAUCGUUAUAUGGAGCGUUCUAUAUUGGAACAGAAAGAUACGCUGAGGGCCAAGACACUCGCUAUAAAAGAGACACUAAGUGCACUGGAGAUGCUGAAGAGGCAGCGCGACAUCGCCAAGGAGGGAGGCGAUGGGGAACUCCAAACACACUUCCAACUCGCUGAGACAAUCCACGUGCAGGCUACUGUUCCUCCAACUGACACCGUUUGUCUUUGGCUCUCCGCCGAUGUAUUUGUGGAGUAUACCCUACAGGAGGCGGAGGAUGUCCUCAACAAAUGCCUCAAGUGUGCAAGCAAGUACUUGGAGGAAGCGGAGGACGACAUGGAGUGGUUAAGGACCCAAAUAACUAUGACCGAGGUCAACAUAUCCCGCGUGCACAAUUACGCAGUGUCGAAACGGCAACUGGAUCAACCCGCUGUUGGCACCGGCAAGCUUUCACACAGACAGCCCGAACCCUCCCUAAUUUCUUAA
Messenger RNA from Eimeria mitis, 678 nucleotides. Its product is annotated as prefoldin subunit 3, putative. Gene Ontology annotation, biological process: protein folding; tubulin complex assembly; microtubule-based process. NCBI's taxonomy places the organism in Eukaryota, Apicomplexa, Conoidasida, Eucoccidiorida, Eimeriidae. Gene Ontology annotation, cellular component: cytoplasm; prefoldin complex. Gene Ontology annotation, molecular function: tubulin binding. The coding region runs from base 1 to 678 and encodes 225 amino acids. The record is from RefSeq and is a predicted model, not a curated record. The transcript is spliced from 6 exons.